AUGGCUCUCCUAGACUCCAUACAAAACGCACUCGCCCGCGUCCUUCCCGACAAGAAACCCUCGCUCGGCAUGCAGGCCUCGUCCACCGGUAUCGGCAACGGCGGCAUGGUUCCCUUUGUCGACGACAUGAUCGUCUCCAAACCCGCCAUCGUCUUCCACGCGUCCCAGUCCUUCUUCAAUUUCCUCGCCAUGUGCUGUUAUGCCAGCGUCGCCGCCUUCCAGGCUCAUUGGAAGAUCGGGCCCUCGGGCCUGUCCGGUUUUGCCGUGUUCAUCUCUGUGGUCGGCAUUCUCUUCCCGCUCUUCCUCCUGCUUGUCCCCGUCGUGUACGAAAAGUACAACAAGGGCGCGCGCCUCGCCCGCGCGAUGGCCGAGCCGCGCGUCAGCUUCAUCUUCACCGGAUCGGGCGUCGCCGUGAGCCUGCUCAUUUCGUUUAUUGUAACGAUCUCGGCGUGGACGGAGCCUGGAUGCAAGGAUUCGUUGAAGGAUCCGCACGCGAGUCUCGGGAGCAGCUUCCGGUCGGGUCUGGGCGGCUGGUGCAGCACUAAGAAGGCGGCUGCGAUCUUUUUUUGGCUCGCGUUCGGAUUUUGGGUCGCGUCGUUCGUGCUGACGGUCCUCAACUGGCGCAACGGCAAGUCGUCGCGGCCGCGCGACCCCCCGUUCACGGUCCCGAUGGACAUGGACGGCGACGGGCAGAUGGACACGGGGUACGACGAUGAAGAGUCCAACUACGCCACGUCUGUGAACAAGCCCGCGGGGACGAUCGAGGGCGCGGACGCUGCGCAGUCGCCGUUUGCGGACACGAACGCGUACGCGCCGCCGAGGACGGGAUACGGGCCUGGGAGCGCGUUCCCGAGCGUGCCGAAUGUGGGCGCGGGGCAGGGGCAGCAGCCGCGGCCGAGCAUCGACGCGUACGGGGCGUUUUCUGACCCGGCGCCGACCGGGUUCGGAGCGGGCGAGGAGGAGAUGGAGACGCCGCGGGUGAGUAGGACGAUGCAGUACGCGGACCCGUACGCGGCGGUGCGCUCGUCGGUCGCGGGGUCGACUGGCUCUGCGCCGCCGGGGUACUCGACGUACAACAACGGGUAUCCAUGA
Molecule: messenger RNA, 1092 nt
Organism: Sparassis crispa
Lineage: Eukaryota; Fungi; Basidiomycota; Agaricomycetes; Polyporales; Sparassidaceae
Exons: 5
Coding region: 1-1092 (363 amino acids)
Cellular component (GO): membrane
Source: RefSeq, a predicted model, not a curated record